CUCUAUCAAUCUCUAUGGCUAAAACAGUCACCAGUACAGUUGCAUUUGUUUAAAAUGGCUUUUUAUUAUAAACAAUCUUCUAUUGUGAACUGAGUGAUGGGACUCAAACAUUUAACAGUACUGUAAAAAGUUCGAGACUUCUUGGGUCACAUGAGUGGAAACAGAGGCUAGUCUGCCAUCAGUGUUGAGCCAGCCAGUUAACGUUAGCUAACUCCUAUUGAAGCCAAACAAUUGACGGCUUGAAAAAAAGCUUUUAACUAUCACAGUCCUUGGAUGUGUUCUUCAAAACUUGCCAACGACACACGUGACUAAGAACCCCGGCCAUUUUCUGUAGCACGUGAUCCGGGCCAGCUGAGACCGAGGGAGGCUUCAAUAAUUCACGGGUUUCAGAAUAUCUACACUGAGCAGUAAAGGUUCCUAUUCUCCAGAGGAAGAGCCCACGUGCCGUUUAAGAGCCAUGACCGCCAAGUCAUCCCUGCUGAAAGUCAUCCUGCUGGGAGACGGAGGAGUGGGGAAGAGCUCCCUCAUGAACCGCUACGUCACCAACAAGUUUGACACACACCUCUUCCACACCAUCGGCGUGGAGUUCCUCAACAAGGACCUGGAAGUGGACAGCCGUCUGGUCACCAUGCAGAUCUGGGACACGGCUGGACAGGAGCGUUUCCGCAGCCUCCGGACUCCCUUCUACCGCGGCUCCGACUGCUGCCUGCUCACCUUCAGCGUUGAUGACAACCAGAGCUUCCACAACCUGGCCAACUGGAAGAAGGAGUUCAUCUACUACGCUGACGUCAAGGAGCCCGAGAAGUUCCCCUUCGUGGUGCUGGGGAACAAGGUGGAUGUGACGGAGAGGCAGGUGUCUGCUGAGGAUGCUCAACAGUGGUGUCGGGAUAACGGCAAUCACCCUUACUAUGAGACCAGUGCCAAGGAUUCCACCAACGUAGCUAUAGCCUUUGAGGAGGCGGUGCGGAAUGUGCUAGCCAUGGAGGAGAGGGCAGACCACCUCAUCCCCACAGACACAGUUAACCUCCACAGAAAGCCCCGCUCCAGUGCUUUCUGCUGUUGAUAUAAUGUAGGGCCUACAACCUAUAAAGAACUGGAGCUAGGAAGACACACAGGCUUAUCAACACUCAUGCUCUCUCAAAUAGCAUGUGCAAGCACUGGCUAGUGUCUGGAUGAUAAUCCACUGGGCUUGUUGGUCUCUGGACUCAUUGAUGUGAAGAGGGUACUGAAGAAUGGUGUUAUUUGUCAGAUUCCAAGAAAUGCAUUAUAAUUUCAAUCUGUGCCGUAUUUGAAUUAUAUAGUCUUAAAACGUAUUACAACAAUGUGGUUGCCAGAAAUAUAUUUAUAAAGUUUAAUUUCCAAAUAAUGUUACACACUAAGUUCCUUUUUUUAUUUUGUUGUAGAAAGGGUUUCUUACACUGUGACUGAAACCAAUGUGCUGCCUUACCAGUGAAAAUAUAUUUGAUUGCGUUCAAAUUGUAUUCAGGACCUUAUCCAGAGAUAUGACCCCAAAUGUGAUACUUUAAAAGCAAGUCACUUUAAUCAACUGACCUGAAUGGGAUUAGAAUAUACAUAAUAUAUUCAUAUUUAUAACAACAAAUGUUGAUAGAUUAAUUUAUGCAGUAUUUUUAUUUGAUUAAGAUCAAGGUUUACUGUCACUACUUUAUUGUAGAGGGAGAAAUGUAAGCAGAAAUGAAGGCUUAUGAUUUCUUACUGUUUAUUAUAGGUGCUGAGAAUUCUAUACAACUUGCUGGCCUUGCAAUAUUUGUUCUCAACAUACCGUAAUUAAUGAGUUAUCAUUAUGUAAUGGACUACAUGUUUUAACACCUGCACAGAAGGAUAAGAGAUGAGGAAUGUUCAAUAAAUAGUUGAGUUGG
Molecule: messenger RNA, 1877 nt
Organism: Oncorhynchus masou masou (cherry salmon)
Lineage: Eukaryota; Metazoa; Chordata; Actinopteri; Salmoniformes; Salmonidae
Product: ras-related protein Rab-9A-like
Exons: 4
Coding region: 458-1063 (201 amino acids)
Biological process (GO): retrograde transport, endosome to Golgi; Rab protein signal transduction
Cellular component (GO): lysosome; phagocytic vesicle; late endosome
Molecular function (GO): GTP binding; GTPase activity
Source: RefSeq, a predicted model, not a curated record